GGAGCGGCCGCCGCCCGCCCCGGGAAACAGCGGGGUGGGAACGGGGGCAGCCGUGCGCCUCCCCCGCGCCAGGUCCUCGGGGAGUGAGGCUGCAGGUGGGCGCUCUGCCGCUUGGGUCUCGCUUGGAAGCACCUCGGGCAGGGAAAGUUUCUGGCCUCUUCUCUUCCCCCUUCCCCUCCCCUUUCUUUCCCUUUUUUUCCUCUUCCCCCCCUUUUUUAUCCUUUCCACUGGCCCGGUGGCACCAUGACAGCGUCUCCCGACUACCUGGUGAUCCUCUUCGUGACCACGGCGGGCACCAACGGGGCAAGGCUGGGCUCGGAUGAGCGAGAGCUGCUCCAGCUCCUGUGGAAAGUGGCUGACCUGAGGAGUAAGGAGCUGGGGCACCUGCAUGACAUGCUGGUCCGGCCUGACCACCUGGAGCUGACAGCUGAGUGCCAGGAGAUCACCCAGGUGGAUGUGGAGAGCCUGGCACUGGCUCCACCGCUGGAGCAGGCAUUGAGACAGUUUAAUCAGUCCGUGAGCAAUGAGCUGAACAUUGGUGUAGGUACUUCCUUCUGUUUCUGUACUGAUGGACAGUUGCACAUUAGGCAGGUUCUGCACCCUGAAGCUUCCAAAAAGAAUAUCUUACUGCCUGAAUGCUUCUACUCCUUUUUUGACUUGCGGAAAGAGUUCAAGAAGUGUUGCCCUGGCUCACCCGACGUUAGCAAACUUGAUGUUGUGGCCAUGACAGAAUAUUUAAAUCUUGACAAGAACAGUCUAGCGUUUCCCUAUGGAGCCUCUCAAGUUGAAGAUAUGGGGAAUAUUAUUUUAACACUAAUAUCUGAACCGUACAAUCACCGAUUUUCAGAUCCAGAAAGAGUGAACUACAAAUUUGAAAGUGGGCCUUGCAGCAAGAUGGAACUUGUGGAUGACAAUGCUGUUAUCCGAGCAAGAGGAUUGCCGUGGCAGUCAUCUGACCAGGACAUAGCGAGAUUCUUCAAAGGCCUAAAUAUCGCCAAGGGAGGUGCUGCGCUCUGUCUCAAUGCCCAAGGUAGGAGGAAUGGGGAGGCUCUUGUGAGGUUUGUAAGCGAAGAGCAUAGAGAUCUAGCGCUACAAAGGCACAAGCAUCACAUGGGGAAUCGAUACAUUGAGGUAUACAAGGCAACAGGUGAAGACUUCCUUAAAAUUGCAGGAGGCACUUCCAACGAGGUUGCACAGUUCUUGUCGAAAGAAAACCAAGUGAUUGUCAGGAUGCGAGGUCUUCCUUUCAAUGUAACAACAGAAGAAGUGCUGACAUUCUUUGGCCAGCACUGCCCUGUAACAGGAGGAAAGGAGGGAGUCCUCUUUGUCACGUACCCUGACAGCAGGCCAACAGGGGAUGCGUUUGUGUUGUUUGCUUGUGAGGAAUAUGCACAAAAUGCACUGAAAAAGCAUAAGGACUUGCUGGGGAAAAGGUACAUUGAACUCUUCAGGAGCACUGCAGCAGAAGUUCAGCAGGUGCUGAAUAGGUACUCUUCCACACCUCUCAUUCCUCUCCCGACACCUCCUAUUCUUCCAGUAUUACCUCAACAAUUUGUGCCUCCCACUAACGUCAGAGACUGCAUACGUUUACGUGGUCUUCCCUAUGCUGCUACUAUAGAGGACAUCCUGGAGUUCUUGGGGGAAUUUUCUACAGAUAUUCGGACCCAUGGAGUUCACAUGGUACUAAAUCACCAGGGACGUCCAUCGGGAGAUGCUUUUAUUCAGAUGAAAUCUGCAGACCGAGCUUUUCUGGCUGCACAGAAGUGUCAUAAGAAGACUAUGAAGGACAGAUAUGUUGAAGUCUUUCAAUGUUCUGCUGAGGAGAUGAACUUUGUAUUAAUGGGGGGCACUUUAAAUCGAAAUGGCUUGUCCCCGCCACCAUGUAAGUUACCAUGCCUUUCACCCCCUUCCUACUCCUUUCCAGCUCCUGCUGCAGUUGUGCCAACAGAAGCUGCUCUGUAUCAGCCAUCAGUGCUCCUGAACCCACGAACGCUCCAGCCCUCCACAGCGUACUACCCUGCUGGGGCUCAGCUCUUCAUGAACUAUACAGCAUACUACCCCAGGUAAAGCAGAGGAGAAACCAAGCAGGAACAAAGGAGUGUUUUUGCAGCAAAUGCACAAAGCUCACAAAAGAACAUUGUCUGCCAUGCUAAAGGCUUGUGCUACCAAGAACAGCUUGUUUGGGAUCUUGUUCAGGGAAACGGUUUCAGGAUAUCUAAGGAUUUCCCAAGUUUUAAAGUAUUUCAGGUAGUGAUGAUUUUUUUUAAAAACAUAAGUCACAGUUACAGUGGGAUUUUUGGGUUGUCUUUCUUUUUCACCUAACAUGCCUCUUAAAUUUGUUAGUUUGCAUUGUUGUGCCCUCAGUGGGAACUGGUGUGUGCAGUAUUCCUUCCCAUGUCCAUAAAGAAGCCCUUGGCCUCUCUUUAGAAUGGGUGGAUUGGGAUCUGCCCUAACAACUUCUGAAAUUCUGCCUCUGUUUUUGUAAUAAAGUAACUUUUGACCUUUA
Molecule: messenger RNA, 2506 nt
Organism: Gymnogyps californianus (California condor)
Lineage: Eukaryota; Metazoa; Chordata; Aves; Accipitriformes; Cathartidae
Gene: ESRP1
Product: epithelial splicing regulatory protein 1
Exons: 13
Coding region: 244-2067 (607 amino acids)
Cellular component (GO): ribonucleoprotein complex
Molecular function (GO): RNA binding
Source: RefSeq, a predicted model, not a curated record